Messenger RNA from Caenorhabditis sp. 36 PRJEB53466, 1830 nucleotides. NCBI's taxonomy places the organism in Eukaryota, Metazoa, Nematoda, Chromadorea, Rhabditida, Rhabditidae. The record is from the annotation of a GenBank genome assembly.
AUGUCAGAACUCGCAGAUAAAUUGAUGCUCACACAGUUGGUCAUAGUCACCGGUCUCUCGUUCAUUCCGCUCGGCUGGCCCGCACCUCAAAGGUUACCGUCGUAGGCAAAAAGGAGCGGAUCGGUGAAGUAGUAUUCCUACUUUCAGGUUACUGUAGUUAUAGUCGAUACCAGGACGGCGAUUUUACCAGUACCAGUCAGUUUAUCGGUCGUUCUAUUUAUGAAACUGGUAGGGAUCGGAAGGUUUAAAUGGGAAAGGAUCGAGAUCUUUUUCAGGGAUUCUCCGUCCCCACUCGUCAAAGGAUGUCUACCGUCCGGUAUCGAAAAGUGCAUAUCUGCCGGCAAGGCAGUAGAAGCCAUCAACAAACACUUUAAGCAUUCCACAUAUGUAUUAAUUGAUAUCUAGAGAUUUUAUUUGAUCUCGCGCGAUUUCUUUGUCGAAUUCUGAAAAUGCCGCUUUCUGCUAAACCGGGCGACAUUACGACACUCCAAAGGUGGCCAGUGAGACCACGGUAAACAUGUUGUGAUUCUCACUCAACAACUUUUCGACCUUUCUGUCGUUAGACUUCAUUGAUUUAGUUUAUCUUUUUAAACGUGAACUUUUGAUGAUUUGAGAUAGGCGGCUCAGGCAGUUGUAAAGUUCCUAAUAAAUUCUGAAUAAUUGAAAAAAGGCAGAACUUUUCUUAUUCAUUGAUUUUUCCGGAUUUCUGUUAUUUUUCUAUCGUUCAGAAAGAGCGUAGGAUGAGCGAUUCGGAUGAGAGCCCGUAUGGAAACGUUUUGGAGAGUCGACGGGCCAAACUUCAGCGGAAGCGUGUUCCAGUUACAAAAAAGUACGACAGUGACACGGAUUCCGAUAAUUUCUCGAGUUUCGGCGAAUCGCCCGUUGUCAAGAAGAAGCGAGAGACGGAUAAACUUGCUGAGGAUUCGUUUGUAGACGUCCCCGUCUCUCAUGAUCAGCAUUUGCAAAGCAAAAUGGACGAAGUGGUAGAAGGUUUAUUUUCAUCUAUCUUGCAGUAUUGACUGGUUCUUUUCUUCUCAGAGUACAAGAAGAACUUGUUUGGCGGCAAAGACUGUGUCCUCAGCGUGAAGCCGAACAAAUCGCAUCCGUCGACGUUCGGGGAUAGAAUGCUGACAAAAACGAUUCAAAUAUGCGAAAAUCUCGAUGAAACCGCGGAUAUGGAAGUUGUCGAAGAAGCUAAUAUGGUGCGUUGAGCAGUCCCAACGAAAUAUGUGCCAGUCGCCAUAUUAUCAAUUUUGCGAAAAAAUUUUUGAUUUAAAAAUGCUUUUGCAGAGUGCAUACGCGAACGCAAUAUCUGUGCCAAUUGAAGUGCUCGACUACGAACAAAUGGCCGGAGCGCGGCAGCUAGUCGAGUUAAAAGUGGGCGAAACGUUCGGAGGAAUACGGAGAAAGUUCAUGGAGAAGUGGAAGUGUCAUCUGGACGAAGUACAAUUGCACUACAACAACGAAGUUUUGCCGAACGACGCCACGCUCAAAUCGCUGGGAAUAGAGACGCUGACGCUACCUUACCCGGUGUUCGAGGCGCAUCGAAUAGAAAGUCAGAGGAAAAUGAUAGUGAUAGAGACGCUGCCGGAUCACAUCUCCGUCAAGAUGCAAAUGAAGAACCGAAAGAAGCCGAUCCAAAUUCAAAUUCGCACCGAGACCACGAUUCUUGAGAUGAAGCAGAUGGUGAUUGACGACUUGGCGACCGAGGGAAAACCGCCCACGCUCAAAAAUCUAAAAAUUAUGUUCGACGACGAAUAUCAGAAUGAUGAAGUGACUGCCGAAGAAUUGGAACUCGAAGAGGGCGAUUGUCUUGAUGUUUUUGAUUAG